Molecule: messenger RNA, 459 nt
Organism: Knipowitschia caucasica
Lineage: Eukaryota; Metazoa; Chordata; Actinopteri; Gobiiformes; Gobiidae
Source: the annotation of a GenBank genome assembly
AUGGCGGCUCGGCUCCUGGCGUCUGAGCUGGACUGCGGAGCGGGAUGCACACUGCUUGAUUCUGUUGAAAACAAACAGCAUAUCAUUCCUUCAAGUGUCCUCGUCCCCUCUGUGUCCUCUGUCCCACUGUCUCCUGCAGGUGUCCUCGUCGCCUCUGUAUCCUCUGUCCCACUGUCUCCUGCAGGUGUCCUCGUCCCCUCUGUAUCCUCUGUCCCACUGUCUCCUGCAGGUGUCCUCGUCCCCUCUGUGAGUUCUGGUCUGAAGCAGGAAAACCCAGAGAGUCCACAGAUCAGCGAGGAGCCAGAGGAACAUGGCAUCAAACUGGAGGAAGAUCUGCUGCAAAUAACUGUGGGAGUGAAGGCAGAAGAACACAGUCUGCUCCAGGAAAUCCCACAAAGUCCACAGACUAAAGAGGAGCCAGAGGAAGUGAGGAUCAAACACGAGGAGGAGCCGCUGUAA